Perognathus longimembris pacificus (Pacific pocket mouse) is the source of this 998-nucleotide messenger RNA. It is a transcript of the gene Tfam, whose product is annotated as transcription factor A, mitochondrial. Lineage: Eukaryota; Metazoa; Chordata; Mammalia; Rodentia; Heteromyidae. The transcript is spliced from 7 exons. Bases 151 to 906 code for a protein of 251 amino acids. The record is from RefSeq and is a predicted model, not a curated record. Gene Ontology annotation, molecular function: transcription cis-regulatory region binding.
GAGUUCCCAUAGUGCUUCGCGAGUGGCGGGCAUGAUAACAAACUCUAGGCGUCCGCACGCGGGUUCUGGUCGGCCCUGUGGGGGCUCCAAGGUGGUAAGUGGGAGGUUCUGUGAGAUCGGGUCCCCGCUGCGGUCUGGUUCGGCGGCACAAUGUCGCUUUUCCGGGGCGUGUGGGGCGCGCUGAGGGCGCUCGGAAGAUCUGGAGCGGAGCUGUGCACUGGCUGUGGGAGUCGUCUGUGCACACCUUUCAGUUUUGUGUAUUUUCCACGAUGGUUUUCAUCCAACUUGAAUAGUUAUCCAAAGAAACCUAUGACUUCCUACCUUCGAUUUUCUAAAGAACAGCUACCAGCAUUUAGAGCUCAGAACCCCGAUGUGAAAAAUAAAGAACUAAUUCGAAAAAUUGCAGAGGUAUGGAGGGGACUUCCUGAGUCAAAGAAAAAAACAUAUAAAGAUGCUUACAAGGCAGACUGGAAAAUAUACAAAGAGGAAAUGAGCAGAAUGCAAGAGCAGCUUACUCCAACUCAGUUGCUGUCUUUGGAAAAAGAACUCAAACAAAGACGUUUGAAAAGGAAAACAAUAAUGAAAAAGAGGGAGUUAACAUCUCUUGGAAAACCAAAGAAAACUCGUUCAGCUUACAACAUUUUUAUAGCAGAGAAAUUUCAAGAAAACAUAGGUGGUUCACCUAAGGAGAGGUUGAGGAUUUUAAAUGACAUGUGGAAAGAUAUGCCUGUUUCUCAAAAGGAGGUAUAUUAUCAACUUUCUCAAGAUGAUAAAAUUCGUUAUGAGGCUGAAAUUAAAUCUUGGGAAGAACGAAUGAUACAAGUUGGAAGAAGUGAUCUUUUACGUCAGCACAAGAAAGUACAACCUAAAGCUGCCACUGAGAAUCUAGACUUCGAAGAAAACUGAAUUGUGUUCAUGGUGGUUAGGCACAAGAAGCCAAUUAGGUCUCAGAAACUGGCGUUGUAACAUUAGAAUACAGAUAAAAUUGGUAAACAUUU